Alexandromys fortis (reed vole) is the source of this 12307-nucleotide messenger RNA. RefSeq names its product ALG13 UDP-N-acetylglucosaminyltransferase subunit (gene Alg13). The coding region runs from base 9022 to 11673 and encodes 883 amino acids. Gene Ontology annotation, molecular function: hexosyltransferase activity; cysteine-type deubiquitinase activity. The transcript has 24 exons. Gene Ontology annotation, biological process: protein deubiquitination; dolichol-linked oligosaccharide biosynthetic process. Lineage: Eukaryota; Metazoa; Chordata; Mammalia; Rodentia; Cricetidae. The record is from RefSeq and is a predicted model, not a curated record.
UUUAAAAUACCCCUAAAUCCAGUUCAUGAAAUGUGAUAAAAUCAAAAUAAGUUUAUGACAUGCAUUUGUAGAACAAUACAAAUUAAUAUAUUUACUAUAAAAAUAGAAUAUAUAGAGAAUUUUGUGGCAUAAACAUUGCAGUUGGGUCCAAAUCCUAAUCAGUAAAUUUAUGAAGCUUCUCUAACAUUGAGUAUGUAGUGAGUUCCUAACUUUGAAAAUGUAGUCUUCACAGUUUUGUCCUAGAAUCUUAAAUGGAUAUCUGAUUGCUUAAGCAACAACAACAACAAAACCCAGCAAAAAUAACCUGGGCACACCUUUGAUGAGGCUUAGGCAGGUGGAUUUCUGAGUUCAAGGCCAGUCUGGUCUACAGAUUAAGUUUCAGGGCAGCCAGGGGUACACAGAGUAACUCUGUUUCCAAAAACAGAAACAAACAAAAGCACAAAACUGAAAAAAAUUGAAAAAUGUUAAUAAAAAUCAGAUAUUAGGAACAUGUUACUUUGAAGAAAAGAAUAAAAUGCUAACAAUGUAACAUUUGGUGAGAAAGUCAGCAUCUGUUGGUUUAUUAUCUUGAGACAGCUUUUUUUGUAUUAUGCAGAGAAAAAUGGGUUUACUUUGUGGGAGCUAAUAGUUAUCUGAAAAAGAUGAUCAAAGUAAUCGAUCUACUGUACUUCAAGUAAGUUUUAUUCUGAAGAAUAAAGUAGAUAAGUUCAACUUUUGAACUUCUGAUCCUUCAAGUGUUGAGAUUACAGGCACAUACUACCACACCUGAUAAUAUUUGUUCCUCUGAGAAGGGCUGUGGAGAUGGCUCAGUGAAUAAAGUGUACUUGGUGCACAAGUGUGAGGACCUGAGUUUGCAUCUUCAUAAUCAACAUUAGUCAGGGAUGGUAGUGUGUAUCCCUUUGCCUAUGAUGAGAUGGUAGAUGGAGACAGAAUCCCUUGAAGGUACUGGGUUAGCCAGCCUGGUGUUCACAACAGAGUGGCAAAAAGAGACCCUGUGUCAAACAAGGUGGAAAUUAACCAUUGAGCUUGAGGUUUUCCUCUUAUUUCCACCAGCUGACCAUGGCACACAUCCCUACAUUCACAUGAAUGAAUGCAUACACACAUGUAAGUAGAAUGUGAUAAUCUUAUCAGUGCUUUAAAGAAUAGAGAAUAAAUCCAAAGAUGUAACAGUAUGACUUGGUUGUUUUUUAUUUACAUUUUUAAUUUUGUGUGUGUAUGGAUAUGUUCAUGUGUAAGUCAGAAGACAACUGGGAUGUUUCUGUCCUUAAGGCCAUGUUAGUCCCUAGGAUCAAAUGUGGGUGUCUAGGCUUGGCAGCAGGACAUUUGCUGGCGAUCCAUGUCAUUGGUCUAUUCAUUUGGAUAGACAUAGUAGGGUUUGAACUUAUGACCUCACACAUGCUGGGUAAUAGGCUCUACCACUGAGUUACUAUAAUUCACAUCUGGUGGCCGAAGCGAGCUCAGUAGUUGAGUUGUAUUUCAGAGGACAUAAGUUUGGUUCUUAAAAUAUAUGUUAACUUAGAGGGCACGGGUUCUAUUAUCAAUAUCCACAUGGCGGGGUAUCCUACCCCCUCUGCCUUUGUGGACACCAGGCAUGUGUGUGGUGCACAGAUAUACAGAAAAAUAACUACAUGAAAACCCAAAAUUAAAUACCUUCUACAGUGAUGAAACAUAUAACAGAAUUUGGCAAUUUAUGUUUUAUAAAAAUUGUGUGAUAUGUAUAAUUGCUUAAAUACAUAGUUUUUAAAUUACAAGAACUCAAUAUAUAAAAUUUCUGAGUUUGGUCUCAGAACUUUUAAGAUAAUAUAUUUAAGUCUAAUAGUUCAUUGGUAGAAAUUUUCGAUACAGUUUAUUCAUAAAAAUAAAAAUUUGAGAGUUUGGCAUGAUGGUGCUGUAAUCCCAACACUGGAAUUCAUAGCUGUGCUACAUAGUGAGUUUCAGGUCCUUCUGAGCUUAUGCAGUAAGAAAUUAAAUCAGGUGAAUAGAUGGGAUCGUGACUGUUAAAGGCAUAACUUUUGUUUCAAACAUUUUACUUGGCAAUGUAUUUGCAUAUAUUAGAUUUAUUUUCUUGAUUGUCCCUUCCUUGGGUUAAUACUAAAUUUUACUGAUGGUAAAAGUAGGUUCCUGAGAAAAUAUUCUGAAUUAAAAUUUUGGUGAGAAUUAGAUAUCUAAGUGUAAAUAGUUCACAUCUUCAUAGGUGAGAAUUAAUAGUAAUUAUGCCUUUAUUAUAUAUACUUUUUUUAAGAAAAUGUGCCUAUUUAUUUGCAUGCCUGUGCUUGAGGAGGCCUGAGAACAAACUCAGGGUUUAUCCCCAAAUAACAUCCACUUCUAAGUUGAUUGCUCCCUGGCCAGGUCACUAGACUAUAGACGGGAUGGCCAGUGAGCACCUUGUUUCCACCUCAGUUUUGAGCUUAUAAUCCCAUUGUAUCAUGUAUUGCAUUUUUAUGUCCUGGGCACUUGCUCAAGUCCUUGCAAGGCACACACUACUAAAUCACAUUCUUAGCCUUUUACCAGCUCUAUACUAAUUUUUUUAAUAAAUUUAUUUUAUUUAUUAUUUAUACAAUAUCCUGUCUGUAUGUAUGCCUGCAGGCCAGAAGAGGGCACCAGACCUCAUUACAGAUGGUUGUGAGCCACCAUGUGGUUGCUGGGAAUUGAACUCAGGACCUUUGGAAGAGCAGGCAAUGCUCUUAACCGCUGAGCCAUUUCUCCAGCCCCCUAUACUAAUUUUACAAAAGGUUUUAUUUAACAUCUAGAGAUAGAAGCCUAAUGUUUAAUUGGUCUUUUAAAAUACCUUUCUCAUUUGAGAAAAUUGUGGUCUGAUGUUUAUGUUGGUCACAGCCUUUUAAAUGACUUUGUGGCUUGAACAACUAACCAUAAAGAAUCAGAAAUAGUCUAUUCAAAUAUACCUGGAAAAGCAACAGGCUUCCAAUUCUUUAAUACUUAAUACUAGACCACAUAAUGUAGUUUUAGUUACUCAACAAUUCUUUGUUGUAUGUGGUAAUAUUUCUGACUAUACCUUUGUGGUAUUUUAUAUUAUGAGAUUUUAAGUCAAGAUAAUUUGAAUUUUGCUUGACAAAAUUUCUCAACAUUUUAAGUUGUGUAUUUUCUCAACUGAGGAAAAAUACUAGAGGUGACAAUUUGCUUAAGAAAACAGCCUUUUGACAGAAAUACCAUGAGAAACUUGAUUGAGUCCUGCAUUUUUUUUCUUACCAUGGCAUAAUAUUCGUUUUAAGCUUUUAUUUGUUUUGUUUCAUAGCUAGCCCAGGGAUUUUUUUUGUUUUUGUUUUUUGAGAAAGGGUUUCUUUGUAGCUUUGGAGCCUGUCCUGGAACUAGCUCUUGUAGACCAGCUGGCCUCGAACUCACAAAGAUCCGAACUCACAAAGAUCCGCCUGCCUCUGUCUCCCGAGUGCUGGAAUUAAAGGCGUGUACCACCACUACUGGGCCCCAGGGAUAUUUUUAAAUUUAAACUGUUAAAAAUUAUCCUUUUUUUCAGUAGUAGUAAUUCUAUACCAGGAGUUUCCUUGGUGCAUGACAACCCUACUUAGAACUAAAACUUGGGAUUCGCAUUUUGAAAUUUAUAAAAGUUCUCUGAGGAUCAAGGGCAGAGGAUUGUCUUAUUUAUUUUGGUAUUUCAAGGCAGGGUUUCUUUGUGUUACAGCCCUGGCUCUAGCUUGAACUAGCCUUUCUAGAAACGGCUGGCCUUGACUCAGUGCUGGGAUUAAAACCCUGAGCCACCACUGCCCUGCUUAGAGAACUGUCUUAAUUGACUUAAUUCACUUUAAGACAAUUAUACAGACUAUUAGAGAUAAAAGAUGUUUGAAAAUAGUACUGGUGUGUAAGAAAGGCUAUCAGGUUUAUAUGUUACUAUUUCUUAUAAAAAAAGAUUUUACUUGAAAUAUUUUUGAAUAAAGUUAAUUUUAAACUCACUGGAUAAGUGGAAUGCUGUUUAAUACUUUUUUAUUAGUGUUAUUUGGAUUUCCAGAUAUAAAGAGGCAAAAAAAUGAUUUUUGGGAAAUUGAUGCCAUGGACAGAUUCAGAAGUGACUUUUCUGGUCCUACAAAAUUGAGUAUAUGAGAGGUUGAUGUUAUGAGAUGAUCUUGGAAACUGGGAAUUUUAGAUUUGAUGGCUUGUAGUUGGGAGUGAAUGAGCUGGAAUGGUUGGGAGGUUUAACCAAUGAACUUAUUACAAGGUUCUGAAGCAUAAAGUAGUCAGGUGUUUGUUGAUUUCAGAUACAAAGUUAAGUCAAAGGGCAAUAUUAAAAAAAGUUAAGACUAAAGUGAGGAAUGACUAAAAGUACUGUAGGCAUUUUUCUUUUGCUGUUAGUGAGAUAAUAGCACUCAAUUCAUGUUCAUGUAACAAUUUGCAGAGAUGACUAAAUCUGCAUAUGCUUUGGUGAAUGAUGUAUGGGCAGAUUAUUUGAAAUUGGCUUUUGGAGAAUAUUUGGGAACAUGUAAUGAUGAUAAACGUGGUGAGCCAAUUUUGUGCUGUUCAAAAUACCAUAUUUUUCUAGGGAGACUAGGGAAGAAAGAACAAUAGUUGGGUUUAACACCUGUUAAGUGCUUAUAUAUUGGUACUUAUUCAGUUUACUUUACAUAUGAAUUUAUUUAACCUCUAGUAAUCCUAAGAAAUAGUUUCAUUUUGUUCCAUUUUGUAGAUGAAGGGAUCCAAGCAAUGGGGGAUAAUCUGGGAAUGGUAAUUGGAGCACUGAAUUCUUAGUGCAUGUUCAUCAUUUAUUGGUAUAAUAAGAUAGUGUUUUAAAUUAUAUCAAUAUCCCCAAAAUUGAACAUUUAUGUUAGUUAUAGACACAGGGCCUGUUUGGGUUUUUUACAAUGCUAUUUUAAAGUGUACUAUUAUUCAUAGACACCAUGGGGAAAAAUUCUCCUAAUUGGUUUACCUGAUUACAAGUAAGUUAUAUGCUGUUGUUUUCCUUAAAUAUUUGUGUUUUGAAGUUAUCUUCUGGUACUAUUUCCUUCAUGUUUUUCUUGGUAUUUUCAUCAUUCUCAAAGUCUUUAUUACUAUAUCUUCUGAUAGCUCAACAAGCAUUCCUCAAGAACCUUUAAUAUUGCUUAAAUAGGGAUUGUGAAUUUUAAAGAUGGCAGUGUUUAUUAAAGUUUUGGAUUUGCCCCAAAAUAAUGCUUCAAAGAAUUAGUAAUAACUUGUAAAACACCUUGUUUUAGAAUGAUGGUUCUUAAAAUGAACUCUGUGCUAAGUAUAACAAGUGAGGACCAUAUAAAAAUGUAUGGUUACAUUUAUUAGAAAUGUUCAGAAUAGGUAAAUCUAAAGAUAGGCAGGCAACUACUGAGUUGGUGAGAUAGGGUAAUUAGAGGAUAAUAGCUGUAAGAUAUUAGGGUUUCAUUUUCAAGUGACAGUUUUCUCAAAUUGUGAUGGAUGUGUAACUCUGAAUAUAUGAAAAAUUAUUUUAGCUCUACACUUAUGAUGAAUAUUAGAAAUUAACCAGGUCCUUUCCCCAGUGUUUGUGUAGCACUGGUUGUCCUGGAACUAGCUUUGCUGGCCUCGAAAUUACAGAGGUACACCUGCCUCUACCUCCUGAGUGCUGGAAUUAAAGACAUGUACCACCACUUCCUGGCAAAAUUAACCAGUUUUUUAAAGAGUAUAAUUCCGUAAUUAUUAGUGAAACUGUUGGGAAAGAUUUUCAGAUUUUUAUCUUUCUAAAUGCUUGUUUGUUGCCAAUGCCUGUUCCACCACAGCCCCAGGUAACUACUAAUCUGAUUUUUAUCUAGAUUUGCCUUUUGGCAUAUUUCAUAUUGGCUUUUUAGGGCUGUUUUUUCCACCCUCUUGUUCACAGUUAUUUUAUAGUCUUCCCAGUACGUGUGUAAUUGUCUCAUUGUGGUUUUAAUUUGCAUUUUUAUGGCUAAUUAUGCUGAACAUCUUCUAACUACUUAUUAGCCAUUUUUACUCACUUUGCUUUUUAGACAGAGACUCUAGCCCAGAUGGGCCUCAAACUCUUGUUUAGUGGAAAAUAACCUUAAAAUCCUGGUCUUACAGCUAGUUUCUAAGGCUGGGAUAUUAUACACAAGACAAGCAUUCUACCACUUUAACUAUAUUGUAACUUCCCUUUCAUUUACCUUUAGUAAAACAUUAAGAUGUUUUGCCCAUUGAAAAAAAUUAGAUUGUUCAUUGCUAACUCUAUAUGUGUAUUAGAGACCAGCCUCAAACUAACUAUGUAGCAGCAGGUGGUUGUAAAUGUCUGAAAUCCUGACUCUACUACUGGGGAGCUGAGGUUAAAGCCUUGUGCUUCCAUGCCACUUUUAUGUUUUCCUGAGGAUUGAACUUGGGGUCGCUAGCGGGCUAAGCAAGCAGUGUAUCAGUUAAGCUACAUCUCUAGUCAUUUUUUAAAAAUAAUAAUAUAUAUUCAAUACAAGUAUAUAUAUAUAUUCAAUACAAAUUUUUCUUUGAUAAAUAUAUGAUAUGCAUGUAUUUUACCCUAGUUUGUAACUUCGGUUGUCACCUGUCUGACAAUUUCAUUUGUAGAGCAAGUUAUUUUGUGAAAGUACAAUCUAUAUGCUUUUCAACAACUUUACCUAACCCAAGGUAUUGAAUGUUUUUUCUUAAAAUAUUUUUAAGAACUUUGAUUUUAUGUAUUGAUUUCCAAAUAUUUGUAGGUCAGAAGCUAAAAUAUACAAUAUAAAAGGACACAGAGGGCCAGGUGGUGGUGGCGGCGCACGCCUUUAAUCCCAGCACUCUAAAGCCACAGAGAAACCCUGUCUCGAAAAACCAAAAAAAAAAAAAAAAAAAGACACAGAGGGGCUCCCUUGCAGCUUUUCUCUUACUGUCUUAACCCUCCCUCCCUUGGGAAGCAGCUAUCAGGAUAAACAUAAACUUUAUAGAUCUAGUCUGCUUUGCAUUAACAAAACAAAGCCUGAGAUUUAGGUCUAGGGUUAAUUUUUUGUAUUGAUAUAAAUAUUGUAUUAUCUAUUGUAUUGCCUUUGUUCCUUGUCAAAAAUAAAUUUUGUCUGUUGCUUGGUUUCCUAGUACGUACUUUUCUUUCUCUUGUUGUCUUUUUGUUGAGUAUUUUUCUGGUCUUUGUUUCUUGGUUUCCUCUAUAUUUUGAUUGUCUUUCUUUCCUUCCCCUCCAGUUCUUUUUUCAAAUCGAAGUAUAUGAAUAGGAUUUGUUGAGGUUUUAUGUACCCAUGUUUAAAGUUCAGAAGAUGUAAAGAAUUUGUAUUUUGUCUUUACUUGUAAAAUAUGACAAAAUGAAUCAACUUUUUAAUUGUAAUCCAAAAUAUGUCUUUCUUACUUGAACUAGCGAUCUUAAAAAAUGAUGGUUUCCCUAUAACCAAACAGUAUAGUUUAGAACUUGUACAAAGUUCCUGUAUAUUAUGGUUUCUUUAGAAAAGAAACAAGGUAAUAUGAAAUUGGUAUGGUAAGGAAAGUCAAGAUUUUAUUCCUUAUCAUGAUUUUAUUUCAUUCUUAAAUUAUAAGUGAUGGUCCCUGUUUCUUCUAUAGACAGCAGUCUUAAUUACUGCUGACUCACAUAGAAGAAUAACAGUUUUGAUAGCUACUUUACGUUACACCAUCUUUAAAGUCAACGUUUUUCUUUCAUUUAGAGUAUACUAUUUUUUUUUUGUCAAACCCAUGUAGCUAGGACCUUACAUAUUUAAUUUAGUGUUAUCACUGUACAAAUAGGAAAAGUACAAGUUUAACAUUUCUAGAUCAAUAGGAAAAAAAAAGCUUUUGACUUGGGGAUGCUGGUAUUGAAUCUAGUGUACAAGAACCUAGUAUGCAAGCUUUAUUACUGAGCUGUAUGCCCCUAAAACUUACUUUUUAACACUUUAAGUAUGAGGGUUGUAUUUUGGCAUUUAAGUAAAAAUAGUCCUUGAUGUCAAAACAAAAUAAUAAAAAUGGAGCCCCCCCCCCCAAGAUUCAGAGAAUUUUUUUCUGCAAAGUACACUAACAUGUAACAACAUGUCAAACAUGUUAAUGUGCCAUCAAAUCUUAAAUGUACAUUUUUAAAAGUUUCUGUUUAAGGUAUUUCAUUUCAUGCUGCUUUCAUUGUUUCCACUUUUUGAAGAUUUAUUUUUUAAAUACAUAUAUUUGUGUGGGUAUGUGCACUGUAUAUGAGUGCAGAUGCUCAUGGGUACCAGUGGAAGUACAGGUGGUUGUGACCCACUUGGUGUGGGUGCUGGGAACUGAACUCUAGUCUUUUGCAGCACAUGCUUUUAGCUGCUGAGCCAUUUCUAGCUCUCAUUGUUUUCAGUUAAAAACUCCCUGUUUUUGUUAGUACUCUGCAGCAACUUGACAUUCUUCAAGAAUUAUAUUGGGAUUUCCUAGUAGUAUGAGUGAAUUUAUUUUCAGUGGUCCUUGUAGACAAUUUUUUAAUCUAGAAUUAACUGAGUUGACUUUAUUCUUAUACCUGAAACAGUUGCUUAGCAUUUUUACUUUUCUUUAAGUGAUCUUUGUCCCAGCAGAUGGAGGUCCCUCCUCUUCUCUUUGUCUUUUAAAAAAGAUGUUCUUAGUACUAAAGAGAAUUAAAUACCCCACCCCUACUUCCUUUAAACUCUGGAGGGCUUUUGAAGGACAGAAAUUAUUUGGAAAUUCUGGGAGUGCUCUCAGUGCUUUUCGUGGAGUAAGCUGUUUUACACUCGUGAGGCUUUUUAUAAUCUUUGCAGCCUCCUGAAGUAACUUCCCCAAGCUUUUCUUCAGAUCCCCAGAGUUCAGCUGCUUAGUCACUUUUUAUGCCUUUAGCUGAUUUUGAUAGUCCUACCUUUCUGUAACUGUUUAAUUUUUUUCUUCCCUUGUUUCUCAAGUUUCUUAUUCUUUGGAGCAUCUGCUCUUCGUUUUGUUUUUCCACAGGGUCCUGUCUUGUCCUGCGCCAGUCAGCCUCUUGCUUCUGCUUCUGGAAAUUGCCAAGAUUCUUCAGCCCUGCCGCACCUGCCUUCUGCCUAGACCUUGAGCUGUUUCGGAUACCUGCCUACACAACUUGCCGCCAUUGCCUAGUCCUCCCUGCAUUCUGUGUUUUCUUCUUUUUCACCCCUCUGUUCCUUUCUCCUCAUCCCAUGCACAAUGAAUAAAGGAUGGAAAAACUGCGGCCAGAAGUCUUUGAGUGAGGCAUCAAUGGAUGAAUAUUUAGGCAGUUUAGGGCUGUUUCGGAAGGUGAUUGCCAAGGAUGCCUCUUGCCUUUUUCGGGCUAUUUCCGAGCAGCUGUUUUACAGCCAGAUCCAUCAUUUACAAAUCAGGAGAGCUUGUGUCUCAUAUAUGAAGGAAAAUCAAGAAACUUUUGAGUCUUAUGUGGAGGGAUCUUUUGAGAAAUAUCUUGAACGGUUGGGAGAUCCUAUGGAGAGUGCUGGCCAGCUGGAAUUAAGAGCUCUAUCUCUAAUUUAUAAUCGAGAUUUCAUUCUUUACCGGUAUCCUGGAAAGCCACCAAUACAUGUCACAGAUAAUGGCUUUGAAAAAAAGAUUCUUCUCUGUUAUUCAAAUAAUGGCCACUAUGAUUCUGUGUACUCAAAAGAAUUUCAAUCAACUGCAGGAAUUUGCCAAGCUAUAUUAUAUGAAAUGCUUUAUAAAGAUGUAUUUGCUGUGGAUGAAGAACUAUUGAAAACUGCAGUUGAUUUGUUUCGAAGUGGUUCCAGGAGAAACAAAAACCAUGCUUUGACUGGAAAUGUAGAAGCCAGUACUGAUCAGAAAAGCUCAACCCAGGAUAGAAUCAAAGAGAUUGGUGCCAGCUCCAGUAUCGAAAAUACACCAGAAGACAGUAAGCAAGGAACAGAAGAACAGAAGUCUCCAGAAACUCCAUCGAAGAUUCCCUUUCCUUAUAAAGUGCUGAAAGGUCUAGCUCCAGAAAUCUAUCGCAAUAUAGAAUUUGAUGCUUGGUUGGACAGUAGAAAAGAACUUCAAAAACCAGAUUGCAUAGAAUAUGCUGGAAGACUUUACCAUUUAGGGGACAAGUGUCAGGUUUGCUUGGAACCAGAUGGAAAAUAUUAUAAUGCUCAUAUUCAAGAAAUUGAAAGUGACAAAAACUCACUAAUAGUUUUCAUUGAGGAACUGGCAGAAAAGCAUGCAGUUCCCAUGACUAAUGUAAAACCAGUCAACCAAGUGGCACUUCUUCCUUCCUGGAUUACUAUUCCAACCCGUAAAGGAAGAGGUUACCAGGCUAUAACUGGAGGCUAUUUCCCACAAAUAGUUAUGACAGAUAUGAACAUGAAGCAACGGAAGAAGAUGUCCAAGAAAGUUCGAGGAAAAGAAGUUUAUAUGACGAUGGCUUAUAGCAGGGGAGACCCACUUGUCCCACCCAGAAUUCAGCAUAGUAUGCAUUUUGGGCAUGACCCACUAUUGUACUAUUCACAGACAGCUGGCCAAAUUUUGUCUAGUGAACAUUUCUACCCUCAACAUUCAUCUCAAAGACAAGGUCGGGGAUAUGGGAUGCCCAGGGAUUCGUCUCACUUAGUAAACAGGCAAAACAUGCCAAAUCCUAAAGUUGGAUUUUACCCUGGCCAAGGUAGAAGGUGCUGCCAGAGCUCUGAUAAUGUCUCCUAUAGGUCUCGUUCUUUUAGGCGUAGCCACCGUCAGAUGGAAUGCAUGAAUAAGGAAUGCCAGUAUGGUUUUGUUCCUAAGAAUGGCGUGGAAGAAAAUGUUACAUUUUAUGCACUUGAAGGGAAUGAGAAUGCUUAUUCAACUUUACCUAGCAGUGGUAAUUCCACUUCAAUGGUUCCUGUUACUUCAGGAUACCGUGUUGCAAGUCAGGGAUAUAACUCAUGCAAACCAACUUUGAAUUCAGAAAACAGCACUGACCAGUGUGACAACGGAGGAUGUCAUGGAGAUUAUCUUUAUUCUUCAGAACAAGGCUAUGAAACGUCCAGUGUAUAUACCACAACUGUAUCUACAGCAAACCUGUCUCUUCAGGACAGUGAACCAUGUUCUGUGCCUCAAGACACAAUUACCUCAUACAACUACCCCCAGAAGGAUACCAUACAGCCUGUCUUUGUACCUCCUCCUGCACAAGAUAGUCAAGCCUAUCUCCAGCCUUCAGCAGCAACAGCAAUGGCAAUACCACUACCACCACCACCUCCUCCUCCACUUCCUUCUUUAACUUCUUUUGAAGCAGGAGAUGCUUCAGGCUUACCUCCACCACCACCGCCACCACCGCCACCUUUUUCCUGUGAUCCAAGUGGAAGUGAUCUGCCACAAGAUACAAAAGUUUUGCAGUACUAUUUCAAUCUUGGAUUGCAGUGCUAUCAUCAUAACUACUGGCACUCCAUGGUGUAUGUGCCACAUGUGCAACAGCAGCAGCAGCAGCAGCAGCAGCAGCAGCAGCAGCAGCAGCAGCAGCAGCAGCAGCAGCAGCUUCAUGUAGAGAGUUAUCCGGAGUAUACUGAGCAACCUCUUGUAGACCAAAGUGUUCCUCAUUUGUAUAGUGAUGUAGAGAGGGCAGAUGACACACAGGCAGGGGUAUCAACAAAUGAUACUUUUCCCGUUGCUGAUGCCGUACCUGUCCCUCAUGGAGCAGUCUAUUAUCCAGUAAUGGCAGAUCCCUAUGGGUCAGCUUUGCCAGGUUUUGAUCCUUGCAUUCCUGUGGCAUCAGAUUAUCCCAGUGUUGCCAUGUGGCAUCCAGUUGGUCCAGCAUAUGGUGGUUCUGCCCAAAUGCAUGGUGCUAUAAAUUCUGGACCAGUUAACUAUAUGCUUCUACCUAACACACCUCAUUAUACACCUCAGAAUUAAAAUUUGGCAAUAUAAAAUAAUCUUUGCCAUUUUUACUUUUAUGGUUGAUAAAUGUCUUAUUAGUUCUUAAGUGGUGUAGGUGGUAAAAACGUUGAGUAUUGUAUCUCUUUAAAAUUAUUUUACUUUUGAAGUAAAAUAUUUCUUUAAAACAAGGGAAUAUCAAUUUGUUAUGAAUAAGAAAAUUGAAAUGAAUGUACUUCUAGUGCCUAUAAUGAGCAAUUUCAUUGUAGGCAGUUUUCUGUUAGCCAGCUUGUGAACAUUGUAUUAACUGAUGGUGCCAAUUGCUAAAAGAAAGAAAACAUACAACUUGUUUUCUUAAGAUAUGGUGCAUCUUAAUCACCUAUUUGAAAUUGAUAAUAAUUUCUACUUUUCGAGAAAUUUAAGAAACAGGAAAAAAACAAGAACCUAUGCUCCUAAGCAUUUGUUUGAAUUAAAUGAGAUUUCUUUAAGAAUUGUCAGAACUGAAUUGUAGUCUGAUAUUAAUAAGUUUUGAAAGCACAUGGUGUUCUGCUUUACAUUUGCCACAUAUGGUAUUCUUUAAUACUGGAUUUAUAUAACUGUCCUACUGCACAGUAUUAUAGUGUCCUUUGCACAAUUUGCGGUAAAUAAAAGCUAGCAUUUAAAAUUGCCAAAA